Messenger RNA from Tachysurus vachellii, 1446 nucleotides. It is a transcript of the gene cckbra, whose product is annotated as cholecystokinin B receptor a. The transcript is spliced from 5 exons. The record is from RefSeq and is a predicted model, not a curated record. Gene Ontology annotation, molecular function: neuropeptide receptor activity; gastrin receptor activity. Bases 120 to 1445 code for a protein of 441 amino acids. Gene Ontology annotation, biological process: neuropeptide signaling pathway. NCBI's taxonomy places the organism in Eukaryota, Metazoa, Chordata, Actinopteri, Siluriformes, Bagridae. Gene Ontology annotation, cellular component: membrane.
UUAUUUAUUUUGUGAAAAGUCAAGCGCAUUUCAGUCAUUUCCACGCAGUAUCAUCAGGUAAAAUCAGGUAUAUAUUCUAGCCUUCUAGUUUGGAUUAUUUUUGGAUUAUUUAGCGGAAUAUGGAUUUCCCUAAAAUGAAUGAAAGUCAUGGCACAUUGUGGGAUUGCGCCAAAGCGCAUUUAGAGUCUCCAUUAAACCGCUCCACCGUGGAAAUGAACACCACCUGUAGCAAUGCGUCAGUUUUAACCAAACUUCAAGCAACACGAUCUAAAGAUAUGUACUCGCUGCGGAUCCUCCUCUACUCUCUCAUCUUCUUCCUGAGCGUAUUUGGCAACCUGCUGAUCAUCGUGGUGCUGGUGGCGAACAAGCGUAUGCGCACCGUCACUAACUCCUUCCUGCUCUCACUGGCUAUCAGUGACCUCAUGAUGGCUGUCUUCUGCAUGCCUUUUACUCUCAUCCCUAAUUUGCUGGAAGACUUCAUCUUUGGAGCUGCUAUGUGCAAGACCGUCACCUAUUUCAUGGGUAUCUCCGUCAGCAUUUCCACCUUCAGCCUGGUUGCCAUAGCAAUCGAAAGGUACAGCGCCAUCUGCAACCCACUGAAGUCCCGGGCAUGGCAGACCCGCUCGCAUGCUUACAAAGUCAUUGCCGCUACCUGGGUGCUGUCAGUAGGCAUCAUGGUUCCCUAUCCGAUCUUCAGCACGCUGGUGCCCUUCUCCAAACCCAACAACAUCACCGCUCACAUGUGCCGCCCAGACUGGCGUAUAAGCCAAAUCGAACAGAUUUGGUACCUCUUGCUGCUUUUUAUUCUCUUCUUCAUCCCAGGUGUGGUAAUGAUCAUUGCUUAUGGCCUCAUCUCCAGAGAGCUCUACCGGGGGAUUCAGUUUGAGCUGGAGCAGAAGAAUGACUGUAGAGCGAUGAAGAAUGGAGUGAACGGUACCGUAUCCCAUGGACAAGAUGAUAGUGAUGGCUGCUACAUCCAGGUUCCCAAGAAACCUCCAGCAAUGGAGCUUUCCUCCAUCAGCAACUCUGCAUCCUCCAAGCCGGACAGACCGCGCAGCAACACCUCUGAAGCCAAACUCGUGGCCAAGAAGCGCGUGAUCCGUAUGUUAAUCAUCAUUGUAGCUAUGUUCUUCAUCUGCUGGAUGCCUCUUUAUACUGUGAACACAUGGAAAGCAUUUGACCAGCACUCAGCCAAACGAGCCCUCUCAGGCGCUCCCAUUUCCUUUAUCCAGCUGCUGUCUUACACGUCGGCCUGCGUCAACCCCAUCAUCUACUGCUUCAUGAAUGUGCGCUUCCGCAAGGCUCUGUUGGCCACCUUUGCCUGGUGUGCCCUGCCAUGCCGCAAACGUAAGAGGAGGGAAGGCGAUGAUGAGGUUACCGGGGUCACGGCUGCGUCCAUGUCUAAAUUUAGUUACACCACCGUUAGCACGGUUGGGCCAUGUUAGC